GGGGAACCUUAAAUGAACAAUCGAUGACCUGGGCUUCGAGCAACGAAGCUUUCUUCUUUCAGUCCUGUUUUCCUUUUCAUACCCGCAACCUUAAAUAAAACCCGUUUUCUCCUCUUUAAACACUGGUUCCCUUUCUACUCCUUCCUGCUUGCCCAUCGAAGAUCAAAGGAAUCUAUCCCACCUAUAACAUCCACAUCCACAUCCACCUAUCUAUCUAUCUGAUCUAACAUUAGAUAAUACAUUCAAGCAACCUACAUCCAUACCAAACAAACAAACAAAGAUCAACACCAAUAAUCAACCAUGGCCUCCGCUGAAGUCUGCCCCGUAGUCGGAACCACCAACCACACCCUCCCCCCAUCCCACCCUGACAUCGACCUCUCCAAGCCCGGGCAAACCUGCCCCGUCGUCGGCGCCAAGUCGGAGCACCACACCAAGCUGCACCAGCACCCCUCCGUCCCCCAGGGCGACGUCUCCUCUGCCACCACCAAGUCCGUCGGCUCCGCCGACGCCUCGGCCUGUCCCGCGCUCAAGGGCGUCGUCAACGAGACCAAGAGCCAGGAGAUGGACGACCGCGUAUGCCCCGUCGUCGGCCCCGUGACCACCGUCCUGCCCCCCGACCACCCCAGCACCGCCAACAAGUCCGACGCCGACGUCUGCCCCGUCACCAAGGCCCAGGUCGGCCACCACAAGGACAAGGUCGUCGUCCACCCCGCCGUCGAGGGUUCCUCCGGCGUCUGCCCUGUGACCGGGGCUCACCAGUCAUAAAAACAUGUGACUGGGAGUGAUGGCGGUGGUGGUGCUAUUGGAAAUCGAUAGGUUGGUCCGUUGGGUAGUUGAUUAAUAGCUAGGCGACUUGGUUGGCUGUUACUCGCUAUCACCUAUUACCUAGGCACGACCCCCAUUAUCUCAUCUGGGAAACCCAUCGAAAACCAACCCCC
Molecule: messenger RNA, 938 nt
Organism: Hypoxylon fragiforme
Lineage: Eukaryota; Fungi; Ascomycota; Sordariomycetes; Xylariales; Hypoxylaceae
Exons: 2
Coding region: 301-765 (154 amino acids)
Source: RefSeq, a predicted model, not a curated record